AGUUCGAGCCAUAGCCGAGCUAUAAAAACUGGCCACGAUACCGAACAGAGAUCAGUACAGAACAAGAGUUCAGUAAGCAAACAAACAAACAAAGCAGCAACCAUGAAAUUCGCCAUCGCCGUCAUUGUUACAUUGGCCCUUGCCUUGGGCGUGCAGUCCUCGGUGAUUCCAUGGGGAGCUCAGGUCGCUGGUCAUGGACUCUCCUAUACUGCCGUCUCAGGACCCGCUGUAGUUGCCGCUCCUUGGGGUGCUCAUGCUGCUGCCUGGGCUGCUCCUGCUGCCCAUUGGCCCGCAGCUGUCACUGUUGGUGCCUGGCCACCAGCAGUCCAUGCUCCCGCUGUGGUUGCUGCUCACGCUCCAGCUGUUGCUGUUGCUGCUCAUGCUCCCGCCGUUGUGGUUGCUCCCGUUGCUCAUGAGGGAGUCUACACUGCUCAGACCCGCGGUGCCGUGCACACUGCUCCUCUGGCUGGACAUGUUCAAUCUGUUGCCGCCAUCAACGCUGCUCCUGCUCCCGGCACUCUUUAAAUGCCAUAAAAUCAGUUUCCAUGCCCUAUGUUGAUGCCAACCGACAUCAGCAUAUUGUAACGAUUCUGAAAAUGUUGUAUAUAUGUAAACUUCUAAACAGGGCACUCGCACUAGCCAUCAAAAUUAAUGCUCUAAAAUGCACGAUCUAUUUAUUUCGAACCAGCAAACUUCUGUGAAAACAACUUUCUUCCUAGGCAAUAAAGCUACGUGAAAAAUACCUAUCAA
Messenger RNA from Drosophila busckii, 750 nucleotides. Its product is annotated as adult cuticle protein 1. The transcript has 2 exons. The record is from RefSeq and is a predicted model, not a curated record. Bases 103 to 525 code for a protein of 140 amino acids. NCBI's taxonomy places the organism in Eukaryota, Metazoa, Arthropoda, Insecta, Diptera, Drosophilidae.